Ornithorhynchus anatinus (platypus) is the source of this 8935-nucleotide messenger RNA. RefSeq names its product UDP-glucose glycoprotein glucosyltransferase 1 (gene UGGT1). The transcript has 41 exons. The coding region runs from base 220 to 4824 and encodes 1534 amino acids. NCBI's taxonomy places the organism in Eukaryota, Metazoa, Chordata, Mammalia, Monotremata, Ornithorhynchidae. Gene Ontology annotation, molecular function: UDP-glucose:glycoprotein glucosyltransferase activity. Gene Ontology annotation, cellular component: endoplasmic reticulum. The record is from RefSeq and is a predicted model, not a curated record.
AAGGACCUGCAGGACCAAACUCUUGCUCUGGGCCUAGGCCGCGCCUCCUCUUACGGCCCGAAAGGGAGCCUGCCGCCCGCCCCGGCCCUCCUUUUUCUCCUCCUUCUUUUCCUCCUUCUUCUCCUCCUUCUCCGCCUUCCCUUCCGCCCCGGGCCGGGCGAGGUCGGGCAAGGAGGAGCCGCCGUCACCGGACUCUUCUCCCGAGGUGUCUGCUGUAAGAUGGAAAUUCUAGUUGUAUUUGCUGGACUCUGGCUGUACUCCUCCUCAGUAAAGGCAGAUUCUAAAGCAGUUACAACUUCUCUUACUACUAAGUGGUUUUCUACACCAUUAUUAUUGGAAGCAAGUGAAUUUUUAGCAGAAGACGGUCCGGAGAAAUUUUGGAAUUUUGUGGAAGCCAGUGAAAAUAUUAGAUCAUCUGAUCAUGAGGGUACUGAUUAUUCCUUUUAUCACAGUCUGCUAAAUGCAGCCAGUCAAAAUCUGUCACCGCUGCAGAAGAACUUGUUAAAAUUUUCUCUGUCUCUUCGUUCCUACUCCGCUACAAUUCAAGCCUUUCAGCAGAUAGCAGCAGAUGAACCUCCACCAGAUGGUUGUAACUCAUUCUUCUCAGUGCAUGGGGCGAAGACUUGUGAUUUUGAUACCUUAGGAGCGCUUUUAAAAUCAGCCCCUGAAAGGCCAAAGCCAAAUUUGUUCAAGGGGGAUCACAGAUAUCCAACCUCCCACCCUGAGCGCCCUGUGGUAAUAUUCUACUCAGAGAUAGGCUCAAAGGAUUUUUCCAGUUUCCAUCAUCGACUUGUGUCGAAGAGCAAUGCAGGCGAAAUCACUUAUGUACUCAGGCACUUUAUUGCCAAUCUUAGCAAAGAAAGAGUCUACCUCUCUGGAUAUGGUGUGGAAUUGGCCAUUAAAAGCACUGAAUACAAGGCCAAGGAUGAUACACAGGUGAAAGGUACCGAUGUAAAUGCUACAGUGAUAGAUGAGAAUGAUCCUAUUGAUGAAGUUCAGGGAUUCCUCUUUGGAAAACUAAGGCAGCUCCAUCCUGAUCUGAAGGACCAGUUGAAAGAGCUUAGGAAACAUCUUGUUGAGAGCACCAAUGAAAUGGCGCCUUUAAAAGUCUGGCAGUUGCAAGAUCUGAGUUUCCAAACGGCUGCUCGAAUCCUGACUGCUCCUCCGGAACUUGCCUUGGUAGUGCUGAAGGAUCUCAGUCAGAAUUUUCCUACGAAAGCCAGAGCGAUAACGAAAACAGCUGUUAAUUCCGAACUCAGGUUUGAAGUUGAAGAAAAUCAAAAGUACUUCAAAGGAACUUUAGGAUUGCAACCUGGAGACUCUGCCUUAUUCAUUAAUGGACUUCACAUUGAUUUAGAUACACAGGACAUAUUCAGUCUGUUUGAUGUGUUACGGAAUGAGGCUCGGGUUAUGGAAGGACUACACAGAUUGGGAAUAGAAGGCCUUUCUCUACACAAUGUUUUGAAAUUAAACAUCCAGCCAUCUGAUUCAGACUAUGCUGUGGACAUAAGGAGUCCUGCUAUUUCCUGGAUCAACAACCUUGAAGUUGAUAGCAGAUACAGUUCCUGGCCUAGCAGUCUCCAGGAGCUGCUUCGUCCCACCUUUCCUGGAGUGAUAAGACAAAUCAGAAAAAACUUACAUAACUUUGUUCUCCUUGUUGAUCCUGCUCAUGAGAGCACAACGGAAUUGAUUAAUGUGGCUGAGAUGUUCCUCAGUAACCAUAUACCACUGAGGAUUGGCUUGAUCUUUGUGGUCAACGACUCUGAAGAUGUUGAUGGAAUGCAGGAUGCUGGAGUUGCCAUUCUCAGAGCAUAUAACUAUGUUGCACAAGAAGUGGAUGAUUAUCAUGCCUUCCAGACUCUGAUAUCGGUAUAUAAUAAGGUUAAAACUGGAGAAAAGGUGAAAGUGGAGCAUGUGAUAAGUGUUCUCGAGAAGAAAUAUCCAUAUGUGGAAGUGAAUAGCAUUCUGGGGCUUGAUUCUGCUUACGAUCGGAAUCGGAAGGAAGGAAGAGCGUAUUAUGAACAAACAGGAGUUGGUCCUCUACCAAUUGUGCUGUUUAAUGGAAUGCCCUACCUGAAGGAGCAGUUGGAUCCCGAUGAGCUGGAAACUGUUACAAUGCAUAAAAUUUUAGAGACAACCAGCUUCUUCCAGAGAGCUGUGUACUUGGGGGAACUGUUUCAUGAUCAAGAUGUAGUGGAAUAUAUUAUGAACCAACCCAAUGUUGUUCCCAGAAUCAAUUCUAGGAUUUUGAACACUGAAAGGGAGUACUUGGAUUUAACAGCAACAAAUAACUUUUUUGUGGAUGAUUUUGGUAGAUUUACUUUCUUGGACUCCCAAGACAAGACUGCUGCAGUUGCCAAUAGCAUGAACUAUCUGACCAAAAAAGGAAUGUCCUCCAAAGAGAUCUAUGAUGAUUCUUUUAUUAGACCAGUUACUUUUUGGAUUGUUGGAGAUUUUGACAAACCUUCUGGAAGACAACUAUUGUAUGAUGCUAUCAAGCACCAGAAAUCCAGUAACAAUGUCCGAAUUAGCAUGAUUAAUAAUCCAAGUGAAGAUCCAAGUUUUGAAAGCACUCACAUCGCCAGAGCUAUCUGGGCAGCUCUACAAACGCAAACAUCCAAUUAUGCCAAGAACUUCAUCACUAAAAUGGCCAAGGAGGAGACUGCACAGGCCCUGAAAGCAGGAGCUGAUAUUACAGAAUUUGCUGUUGGAGGCAUGGAUGUCAAUCUUUUCAAAGAUGCUUAUGAAUCUCUCAAAGUGGAUUUUAUUCUGUCCCAUGCGAUGUACUGCCGAGAUGUCCUGAAGCUGAAGAAAGGGCAGAGAGCAGUGAUCAGCAAUGGCAGGAUAAUUGGACCACUGGAAGACGGUGAACUUUUUAAUCAAGAUGAUUUCCACCUACUUGAAAAUAUCAUAUUGAAGACCUCGGGGCAAAAAAUCAAAUCACAUAUUCAACAGUUGCGGGUAGAGGAAGAUGUAGCAAGUGACUUGGUAAUGAAGGUGGAUGCUCUUCUGUCUGCCCAACCUAAAGGAGAAGCAAGAAUUGAAUACCAGUUCUUUGAAGACAACUACAGUGCAAUUAAGCUGCGUCCCAAGGAAGGAGACACCUAUUUUGAUGUAGUAGCCAUUAUUGACCCCGUAACUAGAGAGGCCCAAAGACUUGCUCCGUUACUUACGGUAUUAACCCAGCUGAUAAAUAUGAAUCUGAGAGUGUUUAUGAACUGCCAAUCCAAACUUUCAGACAUGCCUUUGAAGAGCUUCUACCGUUACGUUUUAGAGCCGGAGAUUACUUUCAUGGCAGACAAUAGCUUUGCUCCUGGUCCAAUAGCGAAAUUCUUGGAUAUGCCCCAGUCUCCCCUGUUCACUCUGAACUUAAAUACUCCCGAGGGCUGGAUGGUAGAGUCUGUGAGAACACCAUACGAUCUUGAUAACAUUUAUUUAGAGGAGGUGGAUAACAUAAUUGCUGCAGAGUAUGAGCUUGAAUACCUAUUAUUAGAAGGUCAUUGCUAUGAUAUCACAACUGGACAGCCUCCUCGAGGCCUCCAGUUUACAUUGGGAACUUCAGCAAAUCCAGUCACCGUGGAUACCAUUGUCAUGGCCAACCUAGGUUACUUUCAGUUAAAAGCCAACCCAGGAGCGUGGGUUCUCAGACUCAGGAAGGGCCGAUCGGAGGACAUUUACAGAAUAUACAGCCACGAUGGCACAGAUUCUCCACCUGACGCCGAUGAAGUCGUCGUCGUUCUCAACAACUUCAAGAGCAAAAUUAUUAAAGUGAAGGUUCAGAAGAAAGCGGACAUGAUGAAUGAAGAUCUUUUAAGUGAUGGAAAUCCUGAGAAUGAGUCUGGAUUUUGGGAAUCUCUCAAAUGGGGGUUUACAGGCGGGCAAAAGACGGAAGAAGUCAAACCGGACCGAGAUGAUGUGAUUAAUAUUUUCUCCGUCGCGUCGGGUCACCUCUAUGAAAGAUUUCUCCGCAUAAUGAUGUUAUCCGUACUGAAAAACACCAAGACUCCUGUGAAAUUCUGGUUCCUGAAGAACUACUUGUCACCCACAUUCAAGGAGUUCAUCCCAUACAUGGCAAAGAAAUACAAUUUCCAAUAUGAGCUCGUUCAGUAUAAAUGGCCCCGGUGGCUUCACCAGCAGACAGAAAAGCAACGCAUCAUUUGGGGUUACAAAAUUCUCUUUUUGGAUGUACUUUUCCCACUAGUUGUUGAUAAGUUCCUUUUUGUGGAUGCUGAUCAGAUUGUAAGGACGGACCUAAAAGAGCUCAGAGAUUUCAACUUGGAUGGGGCUCCUUAUGGCUACACUCCGUUUUGUGAUAGUCGCAGAGAAAUGGAUGGCUAUCGGUUCUGGAAGUCAGGAUAUUGGGCCAGUCACUUGGCUGGAAGAAAAUACCACAUCAGCGCACUCUACGUGGUGGAUCUGAAGAAAUUUAGGAAGAUAGCUGCUGGAGACAGGCUCAGAGGGCAGUACCAAGGUUUGAGUCAGGACCCUAACAGCCUUUCCAAUCUCGAUCAGGAUUUACCCAACAACAUGAUUCAUCAGGUGCCAAUUAAAUCCCUCCCACAAGAAUGGCUUUGGUGUGAAACGUGGUGCGAUGAUUCUUCUAAGAAGAGAGCAAAAACAAUUGAUCUGUGUAAUAACCCAAUGACCAAAGAGCCCAAGCUGCAGGCAGCUGUGCGGAUUGUUCCGGAAUGGCAGGACUACGAUCAAGAAAUCAAACAGUUACAGAGUCUUUUCCAGGAGGAGAAAGAAACAGGAACCGUUCAUUCAGACAGAGAGGUGAAGAAGCCCAACAGAGAAGGUUUGGAAACGCAUGUAGAAUUAUGAUCCAUGGAGGAAGAAAUGAAGUUAGACUAUUUGAAAGACAAUUUUUCUAUUAAAUGCUAGUUUUUUCUGGUAUGUCUGCACAACUGCUGAACAGUUGAAUGGGAGGACACUGUUUGCCUUUUCGAGACUUGCAUUUGGAGUUGAUUCAUGCACAGAAAUUAGGACCUGGAUCAUGUGGGAAAAACACAAUGGUCUUGCACCCAUAAGGAAGAUGAAAUAGCCAGUAAUGGAGUUCUGAGGACUGAGACUUCAGGGGAGGCGGCACAAUGCAGUUCCAUAGCCAAACAGGCCUGUGGCAGUCAUUAGAAGAACGGGCAUUCUGUCGGACCCAGAUCACCUCAGUCAAGAGCGCUCUCGUGACACGUGUAUACACGACACAGGACAUCCAAAGCUCGAGACUUACCUCAAUUAUUGUUUGGUAGUGGAGCCAAGUUCUGCAGACUACAACCCAGAACCUUGCCAUAAACUGGUUCAGUUUUGUAAAAUCUAUUUUCACAUGGCCCGGUGUUCUCUGAGUUCUACUGAAAUGGGUGUCCCUCAUCUAGAGUCACUGUAAAAUCAAGGCAUAGUUAAUUGAUCAUUUGUUUCCUCAGGGCUGGCUCAGUUCAAAGGCUCAAUUGAAAACUACCCAAAGAAGUUAGGAGGAAAUGCACGCCCCCACAGUCAUUUUUACCUUUGAACCGAAAUAAAACAUUGUUGACUUUCCAUCCCCAAACCUGCAUGCUUUUUGGUUCCUGAGUUCCUCAGUGGUCUUCAUAGAGUGAUCUGAUUUUCUGUUUUCCAUUAUGAAAAUAACAUGACUGGUUUUAAGUAGGGAAGAAAUAUGAAUCACCACAAUAAAAAAAAAAAAAGACAUAGGGUGCUUAGGGGAGGACUUCUAGAGAUCAACUAAUAGGUUUCCCAACUUUUUUGGGGUUGAUAACUCUACUACCCAUUCUGGGUGCUCCCAUCUUUGAUUUCAGCGAGCUUGAGAGAACACCCCGUUACGUGUGGUGAAAUGAAGCUUGAUGGCAGAGUUCAAUACUAGGGCAGACACAAAAGUUUUCCAUAAUGCACACUGGUUGGGAAACACUGAUUUAGUUCAACUUUCUUCUCUGCCUUGUUCUGGAAACCUUAUGCAAUGUCAAAAUUCUAAACCCCAAUAAUGUGAGUUUUCUCUUGCGACCUCUACUUCUUUGCCCAUUUUCUGAGGUCACAUGAAAUUUAUUGGAACUUGUUUUGCAGAUGUUACUCAGAAGGAUGCAACUAAACCCUUGGAUGUUAAUGAUGGUAUCUUUAAAUGAAGUAGUAUCUUUUAUGUCUUAAUCUUAAGGCUACAACUAAUCUUGUUUUUCUUGCCAAGAUUGGAGUUUUAAAAUUAGCCAUCUUUGGUAAAGAAAGCUUGUGAUUUGCAGGUAUUUUGGCAGUAUAAACUUAAUUUGUCCUUUGGACAGAUCUUAACUUCUGAGUGGGUUGUUCAAAUGGCUAUUCCUUUCUUUCUACCAAUCCUGAUUGGUUGAAUGCCCAUGACAUGAAGUAUUUUGAAGUUGAGGGUAGGAGAGUAAGAGUGCAUCCACAGGCACAAAAUUUCUCUUUUUAAAUAUGUUAGGUAGAAUAUAGAAAAGUUUAAUUGUUCUGCCUUUCCAACCAGUUUGAUUUUUAGGUCUACAGUCACGAGCAGUCAAAACCAAAUAACCACUAAAGGCAUGUUUUGGAUAUUAGUGAGGUAGUAUAUUUUUUUCAUUGUCAAAGUCAAGAUGGACUCAUAACUUUCCCAUUCAACCCUCUAUCGAUCCCCAAAGUAGCACCAUGGAUUACAUGGUUUUUACAGUGACUGAAGACUCAUUUUUGGAAUUUGGGGGUUUUUGUUUUUAAUGGGUUUUGGGUUUUUUUUGGAAAAAAUUGAAUAAGCUUGACUUUAGGGAAAGCACUUCAGUAAGAUUAGUAUUUGAAGGAAAUUAUUUCCCCUUUUCUCAUAGGAAAUUAUAAGUAGUGGAUAAAGGGCGAGAGGGUGAAUGGAAUCUAAUCAGGUAACAAGUGUAAAGAAACAUAUUGUGCAAGUAUUGCUUGAGUUUGUUUUCAGGAUCAGGAGUUAUGGAUUUUCAGCAGGUUUUUGAAAACAUCCUUGUAAUAUUUGAAUAUUUGAAUACAGGCCCACGGACAUAUUCUGUUUGUUGAAGGUAGAGGGAGUUGUCAUUUAAAUGGAUAUUUUGCCUUGACUUUUUUGAGUUCCUUCCUUCCUUUCCUACAGUGGAUUUUUUUUUCCAUACAAUAAUGGAACAAUGUGAAUCCAUAACUAUCCUAUGCACUAUGAAAGUUGUUUUUCUUUGUCUAGGAUUCCGAUUAGAUAAAGCCUAUAUUUGUAAAAACAAAGGCGUAUACCAGGUAUCCCAGGACCAGGUUACCCAAAACCAUGAUGGUGUUUCAUAAAACAUAGUGAACAGCAUCUUUCAGUAACCAACAAUGUCAGCCGAUCAGUGAUAUUUGUCUGUACAGAACACUGUACUAAGUGCUUAUUCUCAGUGCAUUUAUUCUUAAUAUGGGAAUUUGAAGACCAUGAGUGCUAAAACCAGACUAUCUGUAAAAAAGGACCUAGGAAGGGUUUGUCACAGAGUCAAUUAGGUUUUUGUCAAGAAAGCUAGCCAAGCUAGCUGUUGAGCCAAAAGAGGGUGUGUGGCAUUGAAUGGACUGAAAUGCACAAUUUAUUUCUGUGGGUCACUAUCUUUAAUGCACUGAGGGCAUGAUUUCUAUAUGCCAUGACAUUGAAAUUCAGGUCCUUUGUGGGAUACACCAUGUAUACGUGGCUCCUCAGAAUUAAAACAUGCAGAGCAAUUAGAAAAGCCCAGUGCAUUUGGUUUAAGUGAGCAUCAAUUGCUAAGCGUGUUGGCUAAAGCCAUCCUGUCACAUCCUUCGUCCUGAAGAAAGUAGGGCAUUAUUUUGAGGGAGAGGGCCGCAGCUCAAGGCUGUAGUCAUAUUUAAACACCUUUGUAACUGGAUUACAAUCUUUUUAUUUAAAGAUUUAGAUUUAAUGGGUUUAAUAUAAAGGAAAUCUGGAAUGCUAUUUGUAAAUAGUUUAAUUGAUAAAAGCAUCCAAAGCCAUCAGUGGAGUUUCCAUUUCUCUAUUUGGACAAUGGGGAUAUUUUUAUUCAAAUUUGAAGGGAGGCUUCAAUCAGAAAUGGUGUCUGCUAAUAUCUGGAAGGAGUAUAAGUUGACUAUGUUCUAAAUAAAUCAUUUGAAUGAUUAAAGGUGACAUGUUUUAGUGCAUACCCUUUAAUGGUAUAUUCUUUGUACCUGAUCGAUACAAGAAAAUGCUCAGACCUGACCUCUGCUUCUUAGUGGUAAAGGCUAUAGAAUUCCGCGAAACUAGAGAGAAAGACGACUUGCAGAAUGUCAAGUGUUCCGAAUACGGAUUUACUUUGUUUUCUGAAAAAUUCGAUUCAAAGAACCUGUCACGAUGGGGCACAUUCCAUUUUGUUAAUGUGGAGGCGGUAUUGGGAGUGAUUUCUGCUGUGUCUGAUUCCUCUCUUGGCUGUACCUACCAUCUUUAGCAGUGUAGAGGCAGAGGGUGGGAAUCUUUGUUGUUGCCAGAAUGCAUAGUUUUAGUCUCACCAAUUUUCCCAUCCCUCUUCUGUCAUUCACAUUGGUACUCUAGAAUGCUACUUUAAAGAGUUUAAAAAGUUUGAAAUGGUAAAAUCAGAUGUAAUUUAAUUGCUGCCAAGCUCCCUGUCAUUUGAAUUGGCAGGAAAAAAAAGGGCAAUUUCUUCUCAGUUAGGAUAUCAAGCAGUGAAACGAACUGGAUGUUGACAAUCUUGAAAGUUGGUGGGGAGGCAGACAAUAAAUCACUGGGUGGCUUUGCUUUCAGCUACUUGAAUCUGUGGUCAUUUAACAAAGAGAAGAAGCAGGUUUAAAGAAAUGAUGUACUUUUUAAAUACUUUAUAAAUAUUCUAUUUUAUUGUAAUGCCGGUCAUUGUACUUCAGACUGCAGGUUCAAACACUUGCUUAUGUACGAGCAUUCGGAUUUUAAGUGUCUGCAAACCACUGCAACCAAACUGAAUUUAGAACAAGUUUCUGAGGACUGUAAUGGAAAUGAGAUCUGCCCAACACAAUAAAUUUUUUCCUUCCUUCUAUCAAA